This is a messenger RNA of Bursaphelenchus xylophilus (pine wood nematode), 2704 nucleotides long. Lineage: Eukaryota; Metazoa; Nematoda; Chromadorea; Rhabditida; Aphelenchoididae. The record is from the annotation of a GenBank genome assembly.
AUGGCAAGUAUAAUAUAUCUAAAAUAUUUUGUAACAAUUUACUUUAUAGACCAUGAACAAGGAUCUAAUCUUGGUUUUCACCAUAGAAGCGGUGGUGGUGGGGAUUGUCCUCGGCUUCAUGAUACGCCCAUUCAAUCCGAGUAACGAUGCUAUCAGUUUGAUUGGAUUCCCAGGGGAAAUAUUUAUGCAAAUUGUCGAGAUGAUGAUCUUGCCCUUGAUAAUCAGCUCCGUAAUCAGCGCUUUGGCUCAAGUUAAGCCCGGACAUGCUGGAAAAAUGGGAUUGCUAACUGUUUUAUACUACAUGACGACCACUUUUCUUUCCACUUUUGUGAGUUUAUAAAAGAUUUUUGUUUUUUUUAUUACACUUCCAAGAAGAAUAAGCGUUGAAAAGUUUUAUUGAUCUAACUGCUCCAUUUCCCACAGACAGACCGGUAUAAUUUUGGUCCAGUCGAUUCAUCCGGGAGAUCCCCAUUUGACCACCAAAAUUGGCGAAGGAACUUUGGAUGAUACGGCGCUUUCCACUUUGGAUACUUUUCUGGAUCAAGUGAGGUAAGUGGAGAUGAAUGUGUAUAUGUUACUGAAAAAUGUUUUAAUGCUUUCGGCGAGUCUAAGAACUGAUGCUGAAACAUAAAUCUAAAGGAAAAUUAAAAUUUCAGGAAUAUGUUCCCCGAGAACAUCGUCCAGGCCACAUUCCAACAAGUCCAGACGGAUUAUGUCCCAGUGAAACCCAAAUAUCGAGCGAUCAAUAACUCGAGUGCGUUGGUGGUGGUUAGUAACGGGACACAGCAUCAGUUGAUGAAGAGGGUGCUGACUUAUACGAAUGAAGUCAAUGUUCUUGGUAAGGAUUACAUUGUGGUUAAAGAAAUCCGAUUCUUUGACUUUCUGUGACUUUAUUUCAGGUCUAAUCGUGUUUUGCACCGGGUUUGGCGUGAUCUUGUCCAUUUUGGGAGAGCAAGCCCGAUUGAUGAUCAACUUCUUCAUUGUCCUGGAUGCCGUAAUCAUGAGGUGGAUUACGGCAUUAAUGUGGGUUUAUCCAAUCGGGAUCUUAUCUCUGGUCACCAAGAACAUUGUGGAUAUUGACAACCUCACUGAGACUGCACAAGCUUUGGCUAUGGUAUGUUGACGUUGAUUGCCCAUAAUUUCCUCAAUUUAGUAUGUGGUCACUGUAAUUUGCGGUCUGAUGAUCCAUUCACUGUUAACUUUACCACUGCUUUACUAUAUGUUCACUCGAGGGAAUCCAUUUAAUUUUAUGACAGGGAUGUUACAAGCCAUUGCUACUGCGUUUGGAACUGCUUCAAGGUGAGGAACUGGGUGUCCAAUUUUUACCUCUAUGGGCUUGCAUAUAAACAUGGGAGGAUUACUUUGUUGUUUUUUUUGGAAAUUUGUCGAUUGUUGACAAGAUGGAACUACAUAGAGUGUUUUUGACCCUAUUAUUUCGUUAUUUUUAUUUUUGGCACUAUCCUAAUGUAAGAUUCCACUGUAAAAAUAACGUAUUUUAGUGGCGCCACAUUACCGGUGACAUUCCGGGCGCUGGAAGAUUCGUUGAAGAUAGAUCGCCGCGUCACUCGAUUUGUCUUACCUUUAGGGGCUACAAUCACCAUGGAUGGAACAGCUUUGUAUGAGGCUGUGGCUGUGAUCUUCAUCGCUCAACUGAAUAACAUCCAGUUGUCAUUGGUGGAACUGCUUACAAUUAGGUAAGCAUUGCUUAAAUUUUGAGUGGCUUUUCAACUGUAAUAUUUCAUUACUUUAGCUUCACAACAACAGUCGUUUCAAUAGGCUCGGGUUCCGUCCCCGCUGGCCUUGACACUUUGAUUGUGGUACUGACUACUGUCGGGUUACCAGUAAAAGAUUUGUCGCUUCUCUUAACAGUUGACUGGCUGCUGGAUCGGAUUCGAACAUCAGUUAAUGUGCUUGGAGAUGGUUAUGGAUGUGGGAUCAUCUAUCAUAUGACAAGGAAAACGUUAGCCGAAGGGGAUAAAGAUGAUCUGAUUAGACAAUUGAGGAAUGAAAUAAGUAAGCAGUUUGUUUAUUUGAGCAUAAAAUAUUGGCUAACAAUAAGACUUUGAAGGCGAUGGGUUUGGACCUUAAGAUGAUUAGGGAAACGGAUAAUAUGUUUGUACUGUUUGUCUUGUUGACAAGCAAGACUUUAAUUAGCACAGCCUGGUUUCUGCAGGAGUUCUCAAGGCUUUGUCGGAGGGGCUUGUCUUCGUUGGGCCUCCAUCGUAUUUGUUUUUUGGUUGGGUAAACUGUGGUCAUGCCAAGAAACUAAAUUUUUUCAAUUUCCUAAUGCCUCCACUCCCAAUUUCUCUGUUCCUCGAUCGGUUCGUGCUGUGGGACCCUUUGAUCAUACCUUCAUUUACUCUUGAUCAUGUUACUCGCUCAACACGCCUUUCCAGAAAUCAUCAACGACCCGGUGCCUCAUCUCGACUUUGUGGAUGAUGAACCUCAUCAUGGGAUUCAUGGCGCUUCCCAAUCCAUGCCAGUCACUGCUCGACAAGGCCGAUUUUCUUUGGCCGGUUUCAGUGAAUUUGCGGGAAGUCGUCGCCAGAAACAGAAGGAUUAUUUAAGUGCGUCAGCUACACAUUCCGAGUGUGGAUUCGCUUUAAUGGGAGGCCGGAAGGAGUCGGGGAACGACCUGAAGGCACAGAGAUUUAAAGAGGAUAAUCGAUCACUAUUAUCCGGUUCUAUGGAGUUUACCGUAUGA